AUGGUCCUAGUUCAAUACAUCAAGGGACCAUCAAUGCUACAGCUAAUGCCGGAGCAACUGCCGCAGUUAGUUCGUCAACAUAUCUUCCGCAAGAUGUUGGAUCUGGAAAGUUCGAUCUUCGAAAAAGACGUGGAUCUGGUCGAUUUGGCCCCACGAAAUACCAUCCUUAUUCGAACGGGCGAGGACCGACCAGAGGUCGUGUUGAUUGACUUUGGUGAUACACAGUUUCGAUGCGACAGAGAUUAUUGGGACGGCGAGGGGUCUAAAAUGUUCCAGGGCCAGUACAUCUCGCCGCUUCUUCGCUGGAAGGGAGGUCCGCCGCCUGGCUUUGAGUCCUGGGUCGACUGGGAGUGGGAUUCGUGGUUGUUGAAAGAGUUCGCUGAUACAGAAAGGACAAUCACACCGGAGAUGAGGAAGCAUUGGGCGAGGGGGAGACGAUCAAUUGGUGGGAAUGCCUAA
Molecule: messenger RNA, 459 nt
Organism: Penicillium cosmopolitanum
Lineage: Eukaryota; Fungi; Ascomycota; Eurotiomycetes; Eurotiales; Aspergillaceae
Exons: 1
Coding region: 1-459 (152 amino acids)
Biological process (GO): protein phosphorylation
Molecular function (GO): protein kinase activity; ATP binding
Source: RefSeq, a predicted model, not a curated record